Molecule: messenger RNA, 1377 nt
Organism: Thlaspi arvense
Lineage: Eukaryota; Viridiplantae; Streptophyta; Magnoliopsida; Brassicales; Brassicaceae
Source: the annotation of a GenBank genome assembly
AUGUCAAUACUGUGUUGUGUUCCCGUGAUCGAAUGUGUAUACUGCUUGGGUUGUACCCAUUGGUUGUGGAAGAAGUGUCUAUACUCAGCAGGUCACGAGAGCCAGAACUGGGGACUAGCCACGUCAGAUGAGUUUGAGCCCAUCCCUAGGCUCUGCCGCUUGAUCUUGGCCGUCUAUGAGGAGGAUCUCCAUAACCCUAUGUGGGCACCUCCUGAUGGUUACGGGCUUGACCCACAUCAGGUUAUCCUCAAGAAAGACUAUGACCAGACUCAAGGUCGUGUCACGCCUUACAUGAUCUACUUGGAUCACCAAAACGGCGACGUGGUGCUGGCCAUCAGGGGGCUUAACUUGGCCAAGGAGAGUGAUUACGCCCUUCUGCUUGAUAACAAGCUUGGGCAGACUAAGUUUGACGGAGGCUAUGUGCACAACGGGCUGUUAAAGGCGGCCAUGUGGGUUUUCGAGGAGGAGCAUGAGGUUUUAAGGACAUUGCUCGAGCAGAACCCGAGCUAUUCCUUGACCUUUGUUGGGCAUUCGCUAGGUGCAGGGGUUGUGUCUUUGCUGGUCUUGUUUGUGGUUCAGAACCGAGGUAGGCUAGGGAACAUAGCGAGAAAGAGGAUCAAAUGCUUUGCUAUUGCUCCUCCAAGGUGUAUGUCUCUCCAUCUUGCAGUGACAUAUGCAGAUGUCAUCAAAUCUGUUGUUCUGCAGGAUGAUUUCUUACCUCGGACAACCACAGCUCUGGAGGAUGUCUACAAGUCAAUCAUCUGCUUGCCAUGCCUGUUGUGUGUCACAUGUUUGAAAGAUACAUUCACGUUCGAGGAGAAGAAGCUCAAAGAUACAAGGCGGCUAUAUGCUCCUGGUAGGUUGUACCACAUCGUUGUGCGCAAGCCCUUGAGAUUGGGAAGAUAUCCUCCUGUUGUGAGAACAGCUGUUCCAGUUGAUGGGAGAUUUGAGCAGAUAGUUCUCUCCUGCAAUGCAACAGCGGAUCACGCCAUCAUCUGGAUUCAAAGGGAAUCACAGAGAGCUCUCGAUUUGAUGCUGGAAGAGGACCAAGUUAUGGAGAUUCCGGUGGAGCAGAAAAUUGUGCGCCAGAAAUCGAUUGUUGAGGAUCAUGACGAAGAAUACAGAGCGGCUAUAAUGAAGGCGGCUUCUCUGAACAUACCCAUGUCUCCAUCACCGUCAUAUGGAACAUUCCAUGACACAGAAGAAGGAGAAAGCUCUGCAGUAUCGGGCGUGGAAGGAUCUCCAUCCACGUGGUCCUUCAAGGGUAUGAGAAGAAAAUGGAACCAAUUCAUAGAUCGCCAUUUUCCUAUGGACGAUGACGACAGUGAGCGUAUGAUCUUCAAGAAAGAGGAGUCUCCAGCUCUGUUGUCUAGUUAA